This is a messenger RNA of Leptosomus discolor (cuckoo roller), 1247 nucleotides long. It is a transcript of the gene SS18L1, whose product is annotated as SS18L1 subunit of BAF chromatin remodeling complex. Gene Ontology annotation, biological process: positive regulation of transcription by RNA polymerase II; positive regulation of dendrite morphogenesis. NCBI's taxonomy places the organism in Eukaryota, Metazoa, Chordata, Aves, Leptosomiformes, Leptosomidae. Gene Ontology annotation, cellular component: nucleus. Gene Ontology annotation, molecular function: transcription coactivator activity. The record is from RefSeq and is a predicted model, not a curated record.
UGGAACCGAUAUAUUAUAGACACAUAAAAAACCCCACCAUGUCGGUUGCCUUUGCUUCUGCUCGCCCAAGAGGCAAAGGGGAGGUCACCCAGCAAACUAUCCAGAAGAUGCUAGAUGAAAAUCACCACCUAAUACAAUGUAUUAUGGAUUAUCAGAGCAAGGGGAAAACUGCAGAAUGUACUCAAUACCAACAAAUCUUGCACAGAAACCUGGUUUACUUGGCAACAAUAGCAGAUUCUAACCAGAAUAUGCAGUCCUUGCUUCCUGCCCCACCAACGCAAAACAUAAACUUGGGCCCCGGAGGAAUGACUCAGAGUGCAUCCAACCAAUCUCUCCACUCCCAGAGCAAUCUCAGCGAUGCAAUUGGGACGGGCCUUCCGCCUUCCUCCCUCAUGCAGAGUCAGAUUAGCAAUGGUCCUAAUCACGUGUCUAUGCAGCAGUCAGGCCAGAACACUAUGCCCACGACCUCUCUGAGUAUGACUGUCAGCAGUCAUGGAACUGGGCCUGGUUAUAGCCAUACAGUGCCUGCAUCUCAGAAUGUGCCAAUGCAAGGCCAGGGGUCAAUAGGCAAUUAUGUCUCUCGAACAAACAUCAACAUGCAGUCUAAUCCAGUCUCCAUGAUGCACCAGCAAGCAGCAACGUCACACUACAACUCCGCGCAAGGAGGGAGCCAGCACUACCAGGGGCAGUCCUCCAUUGCCAUGAUGAGUCAGAGCAACCAGGGCAACAGCAUGAUGGGGCAGCGACCGAUGGGCCCUUACAGAGCUUCGCAGCAAGGUUCCUCGCAGCAGUACAUGGGUCAGGAGGAAUAUUACAGUGAACAGUACAGCCAUGGACAAGGCUCGUCAGAACCUAUGAAUCAGCAAUACUAUCCAGAUGGACACGGUGAUUAUGCCUAUCAGCAGUCAUCCUAUACUGAGCAGAGCUAUGACAGGUCAUUCGAUGACUCUACACAACACUAUUAUGAAGGAGGAAAUUCUCAGUACAGCCAGCAGCAGGCAGGAUACCAACAGGGAGCUGCACAACAGCAAACAUACUCCCAGCAGCAAUACCCAAAUCAACAAAGUUACCCGGGACAACAACAAGGAUACGGUCCGGCACAAGGAGCCUCUUCGCAGUAUUCCAGCUACCAACAGGGUCAGGGGCAGCAAUAUGGAAGUUACAGAGCUUCUCAGACAGGCCCCUCCGCUCAGCAACAGAGGCCUUACGGCUACGAGCAGGGACAAUAUGGAAAUUACCAGCAAUAA